Coffea eugenioides is the source of this 888-nucleotide messenger RNA. RefSeq lists its product as uncharacterized. NCBI's taxonomy places the organism in Eukaryota, Viridiplantae, Streptophyta, Magnoliopsida, Gentianales, Rubiaceae. Bases 1 to 888 code for a protein of 295 amino acids. The record is from RefSeq and is a predicted model, not a curated record. The transcript has 2 exons.
AUGGAUAAUAUCUUGCUAGCUCAAGAGCUAGUGAUGGAGUUGGAUAGGAAACUGGCCCACCCGAAUUUGGUGCUCAAACUCGAUAUGGAGAAAGUGUAUGACAGAGUGGAAUGGCCUUUCCUUCUUUUUAUGCUUAGGAGUUUUGGAUUUUCAGAGGUCACUGUAGAUCUUCUCUUCAGGACUCUAUCCAACUCAUGGUUUUUGAUUUUGGUCAAUGGCCAACCCACUGGCUUUUUCAAGUCUAGUAGAGGGCUUGGACUUAACCAUAAGGACAGAUGUUUUGUGUCUGCUGGUACCACGGUGCUCUACCUGGCUUUUGCUGAUGACACAAUCAUCUUCACUCGGUGCUCGGAGCCAUCCCUGAUAGCACUGCAUGAGUUUCUCCUUCAAUAUCAAAAACAUUCCGGGCAGAAGGUAAAUGCGGGGAAGAGCACUCUUCUUACGCCCGCCCGCAUGUCGGAGGAUCGCAUUAGGUUGGUGGAGACUACCUUGGGCUUUCAUAGACAAUCUUUUCCAGUAAAAUAUCUAGGGGUUCCCCUGGUCCGUGGAAGAAUGGGCACCAUAGUCUUCGAUCCCCUACUGGAUAAGCUACGGGCACGCCUAUUCCAUUGGAGUUCUAAACUUCUGAGUACGGGGGGUAAGAUCGUCCUCAUUCGGCACGUGCUCGGCUCGAUUCCUCUGUAUCUGCUUCAGGCAAUUUGCCCUCCCAAAACCGUGGUGGCGGCCCUAGGCAGGAUCUGCAACUCCUUUCUCUGGGAUUCAAGUGUUGAUUCAAAGAGGAUGCAUUGGGCGACGUGGAAGAAGCUAUGCUUUCCGGUUCAAGAAGGGGGUCUGGGGUUUUGCUCCUUUUUUGAUUCGGCAAAGGCCUUCGCCUGCAAGUCGUGGUAG